Messenger RNA from Adineta ricciae, 921 nucleotides. Lineage: Eukaryota; Metazoa; Rotifera; Eurotatoria; Adinetida; Adinetidae. The record is from the annotation of a GenBank genome assembly.
AUGGGUUUCGAUCUACAACGGUUUCCAAAUGGUGUUGAUGAAGAAUUGACGUGUGCUAUCUGUGGUGGUGUUCUUCAAGAUCCUCUUCAUGCUCCGACAUGUGAACAUGCGUUCUGUCAAGUUUGUAUAAAUGAGUGGCUUUCACGUGUUCAAACGUGUCCCAUCGAUCGAACGCCGAUGGAAUCGGAUCAAUUGAAACCAGUUCCACGAAUAUUGAAAAAUUUACUUAGUCGUUUGAACAUCACGUGUGAAAACGAAGGCUGCACGGCAAUAGUCAAGUUAGACGCAUUAGCAAAUCAUUUAGCAGAAUGUGAUUUUAAUCCAAAGAAAUUAGUUGAAUGUGAAAAUGGGUGCGGAAUGAUGAUAUCAAAAGAUAAUGUUGCUAGCCACAAUUGUAUUCAAGCACUAAGGAACGAACUUGUUACUGUUAAAAGUGAAUUACAACGAUACCGAACUGAUAUGGAUUUGUACAAAGCAGAAGUGCGAACACUUCAAGAAUUUAUUCGUGUUCUUCGAAUGAACAAUCCGACAAUAUCGCGAGUGUAUGAACGAGUGGAAAAUGACGAGAUUCUAAGAUGGUCAGUAAGUUUGCAAUUAGCACGUGUGACACGUUGGGGUGGAAUGAUAUCCACUCCUGAUGCUGUUCUACAAGCAGUUAUCAAACGUGCUUUAUUAGAAAGCGGUUGUCCAAUCAAUAUCACUAACGAUCUUAUGGAAAACGCACAUGAACGACACUGGCCACAAGGUUUAUCGACACUAGAAACUCGACAAGUGAAUCGAAGACAUUAUGAAAGUUAUAUUUGUCGACGUAUUAUUGGUAAACAAGCAGUUGUAGUACUGGGAUGUGACAAUCGACAUAUGGAUCAACUGAUGAUUGCAGAACCAGGUAUUGUCAUGAUAUUUGCACAUGGUGUGGAAUAG